AGCCGCACCUCCUCCUCCUCCUCACCACCGUCACGUAUAUCGGGUUCUCGCCUCGAUCGAACUUGCCUCACCAGUGCGCGCUCCCUUUUGCGUUUUUGCGAUCCACCUUUUUGGUCAAUAUGGCGGAAAAGAAAUCCAACGCUGUAGUCAAGCCCACGAGCGAAAACAGUGGGCCAGUGAGCAAAUCCAGGUCCAAAGCCAGACGACCAGCAGGCUUGCCUUCGGCCGCACUCCGAGGAUACUUGAUCCUCUACAACCUCUUGAGCUUCUUCCUCUGGGCUUUGGUGCUGAGCGUCACCAUCAAGCAUCUAGCCGUCGGACCUCAAACCCGAACCUUGCCUACUCGAUUGGCAGAACAAGCUUUGGCGCGUUUCCGACCACUUCGAGGAUUCGUGCAUCCCACUCUUCCUCUAUGGUUGCCCGAGAGGCUCAAGGAGCUGUGGGACAGGUCUACGCUUCUGCACUCUUUUCUUGGGGGACUGCUAGCAUUCACUCAGUCGCUGGCCCUUUUGGAGAUCCUGCAUGCAGCUUUGGGCCUGGUCAAGAGCCCAGUGGUGACUACCACCAUUCAAGUGUUUAGCAGAUUGUUGCUCGUUUGGGGAGUGGCGGAGAGGUUCCCUGGAGCUGCUGCGAAUCCUUGGUUUGCUAGCAUGGUCCUCGCUUGGAGCAUCACCGAAUGCGUGCGCUACCCUUUCUACGCCAACGCUCUGAUGAGCGGCGGUGGACCUGAAGAGGGUUCGGGCUUGUUGUGGGCCAGGUACACUUUCUUCUACAUCCUGUAUCCCCUCGGUGCAGCAUCGGAAGCUCAGUUGCUGCUCGCUACUCUUCCAAAGAAGUGGUUUUGGCAAAGCACGGCGGGCUGGGAUGUGCGCGCUUACGUCUAUUUGGGUCUUUGGACGCUCUGGUGGCCAGGUCUGUACAUUAUGUACACGCACAUGAUCAAGCAGCGUCGUCGGGCGAUCGGCAAGGGCUUUUGGGGCGACAAGCAGACCAAGGCGAUCGCCGAGGCUAAGAAGGUCAAGAGCAAGUGAGGCGCCGAGAUCAAAGCUGCACGGGGGCGGAUGCGGCGCAAGGGCGAUUAUGCAGAUGGCGAACAGCUUGAAAGGUGUACUCUUUAUGAUCAAGUACAUGUAUGCGCUACGCAUCGUGCAAUGUGGGCCUCUGACUCUUGGAUGCAGGCGUAUGGCGCUGUGAAAUGAAUAACCCUGCGGAGCCCUGCGAAGACGGUAGCGGAGGCGCGCGGAUACGGUGACGGAUUGGACGAGCACUGCGUGAUUUCGGCUCGAGACGUGGAGAUGGAGCGAGGAUGCG
Molecule: messenger RNA, 1311 nt
Organism: Ceraceosorus guamensis
Lineage: Eukaryota; Fungi; Basidiomycota; Exobasidiomycetes; Ceraceosorales; Ceraceosoraceae
Product: PTPLA-domain-containing protein
Exons: 3
Coding region: 120-1031 (303 amino acids)
Biological process (GO): very long-chain fatty acid biosynthetic process; fatty acid elongation; sphingolipid biosynthetic process
Cellular component (GO): endoplasmic reticulum membrane
Molecular function (GO): 3-hydroxyacyl-CoA dehydratase activity
Source: RefSeq, a predicted model, not a curated record